GUUUUUUUGUUGACGGCCUCGUCAUUUCUUUAUUUUGAAAUCAAUUUAAGGAAUUUCAUAACAUUUUUAUACCUUUAUUCCUAGUGGUCACAGUUAUCGACGAGCAGUCUCGUGUGUCCGUUCUUUUUAGUGUUCAAGUGGAAACCUACCCACCUUAAACUAACUUAAAGCCAUUCACUCCCAUAAAGAAAAAUAAUACAGAAAUGUCUUCACCGUGGGGAACAGUCGCAUCGGUCGAGGCCGUAAACCUACAGGAAAUUAUGUCCGAGGAGUUUGCUCGCGAACUCCAGAAAGAGGAAGGAUGGAAGAACCAUCCAGAAAGGGCUGCCCAGAUAGAAAUGGUGCAUCCAAAGGAAACGAUAAAGCGAAAGGAUUUUGAGCCUACGGCAGGAUGUUCCAGGGCAAUUGAUCCAGGUGUGCUUGAAGAAAGUGGAGGAGCUUCUGGAGGAUUCGCAGAGGAAGUCAUUCCGGAAGACGUUCUUCGCGCUAUCGAAGAAGCGGAUCAGAAGCAGCUGGACUCUGAUGUGGCCAUUGCGAAGCUGCUACAGGCUCAGUUCGACUGUGAGUACGACGAAGAGCUGAAGCGUGUGGAAGAUCAUCGGAACAAGAAUUCUACAGUGAAGAUAUCGUUGAAGAACUAUCGAAUGGUACCGGAGGAGCUGGUUUACGAAGAAGCCAAGGAAAUUCCUGUUGAUCCGAAAGCUGUUUGGGAUCGAUUCGAAACGAAUGAAAAAGAAGAGAAAUCAAUCCCUAAGAUCGGGUACAAGCUUAACGAUGAUGGUGAAAUAGUCACAAAGCAUAAUCAGGAUAUUUCGGGAAGGAAGAACGCCUGCAAGGUAAUGUCGUUUCCUCCGGAGUUUUCUACCGGAGAUGGUGCGGGCUUUGACAUGAAACUAUCCAACAAAGUGUUCAAUGAGUUGAAAACUCACUCGAAAAAGGCUAGCAAGAAGCAACACAAAGCUCAAGACAGAAAAGAAAACAUUGCGACCGCGGAAAUGGGAUUGGAUGAGCCCACUCGUUUGAUUCUCUACAAGUGGAUCAACAAUCAGCUGUUGGAGUCUAUCGAUGGAAUAAUCUCGACUGGCAAAGAAGCCGUCAUUUUGCAUGCCGAAACGGAUCCGAUGAAUCCGAACUUGGAGGAAGGAAAAUCUCAUCCAAAGGAAGUGGCCAUAAAGAUCUUCAGUACAACAUUGAACGAAUUCAAGCAACGAGAUCGAUAUAUAAAGGACGACUUCCGGUUUUCGGGGAGGUUUUCGAAGCAGAAUGCCAAAGUGGUCAUCAACAUGUGGGCAGAAAAGGAGCUACAUAAUCUGAAUCGAAUGAAAAAGCAUGGUAUCCGGUGUCCAGAAAUUGUCGCGCUCAAAAAGAAUAUCCUGGUGAUGUCCUUCAUUGGGGAGAACAUGAUUCCGGCGCCGAAGCUAAAGGAGGCCAUCCUGUCGGAAGCGCAGUUAAUUUGUGCCUACGAGGAGAUGGUCGAGAUCAUGUACAAACUGUACAACGAAGCUCGACUGGUGCAUGCCGACAUGUCCGAGUAUAACAUCCUGUGGUUCGACGAACAGUGCUGGAUCAUCGAUGUGGCGCAAUCGGUGGAACCGGGUCAUCCCGGUGCGUUGGAAUUUUUGAUGCGAGAUUGUGACAACAUCAGUGCGUUUUUCACAAAACGCGGCGUUAGUGGGGUCAAAAGUAAGGAGGAACUUUUCUUUCACAUUACCGGAAUGGAUCCAUUGACCCAUAAUGCGACGAUCUUGGAGCGUAUUCAUAUGAAGGGCGAUCCGCCACACAAGGUCAACGGAAUCGACGACGACACACCGGAUCACUUGAAACCGAUGGAGUAUCCGUUCGAUUUUGCGUGGAAAGUGGUUAACCAUAAAAGUAACAAAAAGAAUAGCAUGGUGAGGGUCAUAGAAGAAUCACAAGUCGGGAGUUCAACAGAAGGGAACGGCGAUUUUGAAGGUGGUCUACCGACGGAACGAAUAGCUGCCUAAUGCUCGUGGGUUGGACUCAAAUAGAAGAUGGUCUAGAUGUCGAAAUCACAGCCACACCUCAAUCAAACAAGGAGCAACAAAAGAACCGGACAGCAAAUCGGAAACGAUCUAGUGAAGCUCUAAUAACAGAAGUGCAGAGAGCAACUGGAAGAAUAAAAUGG
This is a messenger RNA of Armigeres subalbatus, 2146 nucleotides long. RefSeq names its product serine/threonine-protein kinase RIO3. Gene Ontology annotation, molecular function: ATP binding; protein serine/threonine kinase activity. The record is from RefSeq and is a predicted model, not a curated record. The coding region runs from base 204 to 1985 and encodes 593 amino acids. Lineage: Eukaryota; Metazoa; Arthropoda; Insecta; Diptera; Culicidae. Gene Ontology annotation, biological process: protein phosphorylation. The transcript is spliced from 4 exons.